Molecule: messenger RNA, 1389 nt
Organism: Lodderomyces margitis
Lineage: Eukaryota; Fungi; Ascomycota; Pichiomycetes; Serinales; Debaryomycetaceae
Exons: 1
Coding region: 1-1389 (462 amino acids)
Cellular component (GO): mitochondrial matrix
Molecular function (GO): protein binding
Source: RefSeq, a predicted model, not a curated record
AUGAAGAUACUCCAGUCAGGGCUAUCACAGCUUCUGAAAAGCCUAAUAUCUAUACGAGGACCCGAUGCCACCAAGUUUCUCAAUGGGUUGCUAACAUCAAGAUUACUCCCCAAUGUUGUCAAAAAGAAGCAACACACCAUAAGUUCAGCUGAAUUUAAACAUGCCAAUCUUGAAGCUAUAAUUGAUCCAGUAACAAACUAUGGAUUAAUGCAUGAAGAUAUCUAUGAUCCUGACUACAAUAUCUUUGUUACGCGAGAAGGAAUCAAUUCGAUGAUUUUGAAUUCAAAGGGAAGAGUAGUCACUGACUGUUUUUUGUAUUGUGAUCCAUUCCAUAAUUUUAAAGGUCAGUUUGAGGAGGAGAUUCAGUCUCCUCGGUAUUUAUUAGAGGUUGAUGAAGUCAAAGUGAACAAGUUAAUGAUGAUGUUGAAGCUACACAAGUUGAGUGCCAAAGUUGACAUCAAACUGGAGCCAUCAUUGUUUUCAUAUUACUAUUAUAAUGACACGGUUGAAUUUGAUUCAUGGUUGGAAAUGGCCCAACAACAAUACUUCCGUACCCUUGAUCCUGUGAAUGCAUUACAAAGCGCCAAUUCAUUUAUCCAGAAUGAUGUGGUAUUUAAUCAGCAAUUUGCAUCACGCAUUUUGGGGUUUGCUGUUGAUAAUCGAAUACCUAAUUUUGGAUUCAAGUUUGUAACUGAUGCCCAAAUAGACACUACUAAUGCCGAAACUUCAGUGCCAGAAGUUUUUUCCACCCAAUUUACUCAACAGUUUGAAACACAAAUAAUAUCAGAGUCCUCCGUAACUGGUCGUCGAUUCCAAAAUGGUGUAUUUGAAACUACCGAUGCACCCGAUGGCGAAUCUCUACUACCAUUUGAGUGUAAUCUAGAUUAUACGAAUGGACUCUCGCUAGACAAGGGUUGUUAUGUUGGACAGGAAUUGACUAUACGAACUUACAACAAUGGUAUAAUCAGGAAAAGGAUAUAUCCAGUGCAAUUUUUCACACUCGAUGAAGCGACAGUAAAGACAAUUAAACAAGCUCAAGAUGACGACGAUGUGGAAGUUGCAUUGGCAUCGUGUACCAGUCUUGAUCAAAUACCAUCUUCGUCAUUGAGCAAAUUAGAAAUGGCACCAAUGUUUGAAGAAGCCGAGCCAGAGGAAAGCACAACUAGUGUAGCUGCAGCCUCGCCGUUUGGAUCUUCGUCUAAACCGGUACGUAAACGGAAAAGCUCCAGUGGUAAAGUGUUGGCAGUUAGAGGAGAUGUGGGACUUUGUUUAUUAAGUAUGGCCGACGUGGCAAAAUCGCCAUUUUAUAAAAUCGAAAUGCCUUCUUUUGAAGAUGGUAAAAAGGUUAUUGGUGCAAGGGCAGUCAUUCCUGACUGGUGGCCAGAGUAG